CCCWCCUUGGAGCUCUUCCUCUUCUUGCAAACAACAAAAGCUGCUCUAAGAACGACCGGUCAUGGCUCUGCGACCCAGAGCUUCCUCCCAGCCAGGAAAACUUUCCCUGCCUCGGAUCGCCAAGAUAACCUCAUCCCUUCGUCCGCGGGCUGUUUCCUCUUGCUCGGGCUCCAUGCUGGAGGACGAGCUGUCUUGUCCCGUCUGCUGCGAGAUUUUCAAGGAGCCAGUCGUGCUCAAGUGCAGCCACAGCUUCUGCAGGGCCUGCCUGCAGCAGUUCUGGAACAAGAGGAAGGCGCGGCGCGAGUGUCCCAUCUGCAGGAGGAAGUGCUCUCUGACGGAGCCCACCGUCAGCCUGGCCCUGAAGAAUGUGGCCGACACCUUCCUGAAGGAGCAGGCGAGGAGGGCGACUGUGGCCGGGCCGGGGGCCGGCGUGGCCGCGGAGGAAGCGGCGGUGCUGGAGGAGAAGUGUGCGACACACGGGGAGGUUCUCAAACUCUUUUGUAUGGACGACUUUGAAGUCUUGUGCUGUGUGUGUCACACUUCCAAGAAGCACCAGGGACACAAAGUGUGUCCUCUGGAUGAAGGAGCCCAGGAUCUGAAGUCGGAACUGAMGAAGGAGCUGAUCCCCUUGAAGAAGAAUCUGCGGCGCCUGUAUGAAGCCAAGCAGGACUGUGAUGACACAACCGUACACAUCAAGAACCAGACGCAGGCCACAGAGAAGCAGAUACGGCAGGAGUUUGAGGAGCUCCGGGGGUUUCUGGAGCGCGAGGAGGAGGCGAGACUGGCCACCCUGCAAAAGGAGGACGAGGAGAAGAGGGAGCUGGUGAAGAAGAAGUCUGAAAGCAUAACCAGAGACAUCCUCACUUUCUCCCACGCCGUCAUCGCCGUUGAGAACGAGAUUGCAUCCGGUGACGCUCAGUUCCUCCAGAAUUACUUCAGUACAAAGAAAAGAGCACAGCUCCCCCAGAAAGAUCCGGAAAAAGUGUCGGGUGCCCUUAUAAAUGUGGCCAAGCAUGUGAGCUCCCUGAAAUACCACGUCUGGGCAAACAUGGUGGAUCUGGUUAAGUACACUCCCAUCACCCUGGAUCCCAACACCGCCUACUCCUGGCUGUCGCUCUCCUCAGACCUGACCAGCGUGGCCAACAGCGGAUCCCUUCAGCAGCUCCCAGACAAUCCUGAGCGUUUCGGUCACUUUGUGUUCGUGCUGGGGUCAGAGGGCUUCACUUCGGGCCGCCACGCCUGGGAGGUGGAGGUGGGCGGUAAGGAGGACUGGAUGCUCGGCGUGGUGAAGGAAACCAUCGACAGGAAAGGGAAAAUUUCAGGGUGUCCGGAGGGGGGCUUCUGGAUGAUCUCUCACUCGGAGGGCGAGUACUCGGCGAUGACGAGGCCCGGCACGCCGCUCCACCUGGAGGGCGACCUGAGCCGGGUCAGGGUGCAGCUCGACUUCGAGGCMGGGGAGGUCAUUUUCUCCAACCCUGUGACCAUGAAGCCCGUCUACACCUUCGUUGACUUUUUCACUGAAAAGAUGUAUCCCUUCUUCUGCCCCGGAGUCAACAUCAACGGGAGCAACGCCAAACCUCUGAAGAUCUGCCCCGCCAAGGUGGCUGUGUGGAACAGCACGACCUGGUGAUCAGAGAGCACCGAUGUGUUAGAUUACACACCUGAUGAUGUUUUUGGGCAGGUGCGAACUGAGCAUGAUAUAWAGAAAAUACUAUUUUUAUUGUUUGAGACACUCUUAUGCGAACUCCUUCAAUCGCCUUUUUGUUUCUCAAUGAGCCGCAGCAGAGAGAGAGCAUCUUUCUCCCCCUGGUGGUAAAAAAACCACACAUUUGUUUUUAAAUCUCACUCCGCACCCAAUUUCAUUUUAAUCUUACAAAUCACUCGAAUAAAAGAGAGUUUACUGAUAUGUUUCAUGAGAAUAUCCUGGAUAUUAAAUCAGGCGGACUGAGAAGACGGCAAUGCUACACACAUUGUUGAAAUAAAACAUCUAAAAUKUAAAAAUUUAAAAAUGUUGCAAUUGUGUUUCUUUCAAUGAUGCUGGAAAUUCAGAAAAUAUACCUAAAAUUGUAAUUAUUUUUUAACAUUUCUGCGGUUUUUGUAUCCUCACUGCUCUCUUCAUUCUUUGGACCAACAACUUAACAAAACAAAACMAAAACAAUUAAGCCCAAAAUKAWUCUCACCACAGGUAGUUUUAGAUAUCGAAUAAGCUGCAUUUAACCAAGAUGUUUAUUUUCCAUAGAACAUAAGGCAGAGAUCUCUGAAAKAAACAUAAUAAAAUAACUUAAAAUACUUUCAUUUUGAUAAAAAAAAAAAACCUAUUGUUUUUAUCUUAUGUUAAAUCUUAUGUUUCCACUAAGAUUUUGCUGAUUUAUUUCUGCUGAUGACCUCUUUGAGGUUAGAAGACCAUGUUGCAGUCAUCCUAACCUUUAUCGACUCCCCCCACCAGAUUCUCCACCAGAUUUAGGUCAGAAGUAUCCAACAGGGCUCUUCCAAAACAUUCAAAUAAUUUCCU
Poecilia reticulata (guppy) is the source of this 2512-nucleotide messenger RNA. RefSeq names its product E3 ubiquitin-protein ligase TRIM39-like. Gene Ontology annotation, biological process: protein ubiquitination. Gene Ontology annotation, molecular function: protein binding; zinc ion binding; ubiquitin-protein transferase activity. NCBI's taxonomy places the organism in Eukaryota, Metazoa, Chordata, Actinopteri, Cyprinodontiformes, Poeciliidae. The record is from RefSeq and is a predicted model, not a curated record.